AUGACCGGCAACAAAAAUGUGUUGGUGAACUAUAAAGAAGGAAAGGAGGGAGCUGUGACCUUUGGUGAUGGGAACAAGGGUCAGAACUUUGGAAAAGGUGACCUGGUGCUAAAUGGAGUAGCUCCAUUGACUGUGGUGUUGUAUCUAACUGAUGGAAUAUUUUUUGCACAUAUAUAUGUGAAUGACAUAAUUUUUGGGUCAACUUGUGAGAGUGAGGUUACUAGGUUUGUGGAACUUAUGCAAAGUGAGUUUGAGAUGAGUCUAAUAGGAGAUCUAUCAUAUUUUCUUGGACUUCAGAUUAAGCAAUCAGAACAAGGAAUGUUUAUUUCUCAGUCCAAGUAUACUAAGUCCAUGUUAGAAAAAAUUGGUUUCACUCAAGUCAAACAUGCACAUACUCCCACCACCUCUAAACUAAAUAAAGAUGAAUCUGGUGACCCCGUAGAUCCAACCCUGUACCAUAGCAUGAUAGGAAGCUUGUUGUAUCUCACAGCUAGUCGUCCUAAUAUUUCCUUUAGUGUUGGUCUGUGUGCCCGUUAUCAAGCCAAUGCUAAGCAGUCUCAUCUUACUGCUGUCAAACGUAUUUUUGAAUAUCUUGCAGGGACUGUGGAAUUUGGCUUAUGGUAUUCAUGUGAUACAUAUAUGUCCUUGGUGGGGUAUAGUGAUUCUGAUUGGGCAGGAUCUCUAGAUGAUAGGAAAAGUACUUCUGGGGUUUGUUUCUAUAUAGGGAAUAAUUUGGUCUCUUGGAUUAGCAAGAAACAACAUUCUAUUUCACUCUCCACUGCUGAGGCAGAGUAUAUUGCUGUUGGCAGCUGCUAUACUCAGCUCAUCUGGCUCAAUAAGAUGCUCACUGAUUAUGGCUAUCCCCAAAAGUCAUUUACCCUCUUCUGUGAUAACACAAGCACCAUUAAUAUUUCAAAAAACCCAGUUCAACAUUCAAGGACCAAACACAUUGACAUGCGUUAUCAGUUCAUUAGGAACAUGGUUGAGUCUAAAAUGCUAACAAUUUCUCAUAUUUCCACUAAUGCUCAGUUAGCAGAUCUGUUUACAAAAGCUCUUGAUGCUCAAACAUAUGCACAUUUAUGA
Humulus lupulus (European hop) is the source of this 1083-nucleotide messenger RNA. RefSeq lists its product as uncharacterized. Bases 1 to 1083 code for a protein of 360 amino acids. The record is from RefSeq and is a predicted model, not a curated record. NCBI's taxonomy places the organism in Eukaryota, Viridiplantae, Streptophyta, Magnoliopsida, Rosales, Cannabaceae. The transcript is spliced from 2 exons.